Drosophila albomicans is the source of this 3977-nucleotide messenger RNA. It is a transcript of the gene Uxs, whose product is annotated as UDP-glucuronic acid decarboxylase 1. The coding region runs from base 214 to 1572 and encodes 452 amino acids. The transcript is spliced from 2 exons. Gene Ontology annotation, cellular component: cytoplasm. The record is from RefSeq and is a predicted model, not a curated record. NCBI's taxonomy places the organism in Eukaryota, Metazoa, Arthropoda, Insecta, Diptera, Drosophilidae. Gene Ontology annotation, molecular function: NAD+ binding; UDP-glucuronate decarboxylase activity. Gene Ontology annotation, biological process: D-xylose metabolic process.
AGCUGAUGAGCGCGUACUCAGUGUGUGGAAAAAAACUGCUUUGCUUGCUGUUUUUGGGGGAGUAAACAAAAAAUGUAAGAAUAUAACAAUGCAAUGUGGAUGUGGGACUUGUGUUUGCUGAUAAGAACAAACAGCGGUAGCGGGGAGUGAGUGAGCGAGCGAGCGAGAGUAUUGUAUUUCUGUCAUCAUCGCCACAUCUGCUGUCGCGUCACAAUGAGCUUGACAAAAAAACGACUAAGAAUGGUUGCCGUUGCUUCUCUGACAGUUUUGGUGCUGAUUUAUUUAUACAAAGUUGUGUUGACCUCCACUGAGAUCUCGCCGAGCCGGAGCAGCAGCAGCCACUUGCUGAGUAAUGGUGUCGUCGAGGAACAACAUCAAUGGCCACCCACCGAAGAUGUGGAGCAACGAAAUUUGCGAAUUGCUUACGAGGCACAAAAUGCGCAAUUGCAUCAACAGCGCCAGGAACUGCUUCACACUAAGGAACAAUUGGCCCACUUGGAGGAACAAGUGCGCGCACUCCAGGCAGCGACGCCACGCAAAUAUCCGAAAGUGAAAUAUCUCAAUUAUAAGAAUCGCAAACGCAUCCUGAUCACUGGUGGCGCCGGCUUUGUGGGCUCCCAUCUGGUGGACGAUUUAAUGAUACAGGGUCAUGAGAUUAUUGUCGUGGACAACUUCUUUACGGGGCGCAAGCGCAACGUGGAACAUUGGCUGGGUCACGAGAACUUUGAACUCAUCCAUCAUGAUAUUGUCAAUCCACUUUUCAUUGAGAUCGAUGAGAUUUAUCAUUUGGCUUCCCCGGCAUCGCCACCACAUUAUAUGUACAAUCCCGUAAAGACGAUAAAAACGAACACGAUGGGAACCAUCAACGUGCUUGGCCUGGCGAAGCGGGUCAUGGCCAAAGUGUUAAUCGCAAGCACGUCAGAGGUUUAUGGUGAUCCCACAGUGCAUCCACAGCCCGAGACUUACUGGGGUCAUGUGAACCCAAUUGGACCACGUGCCUGCUAUGAUGAGGGCAAACGCGUCUCGGAAACGCUCAGUUAUGCGUACGCCAAGCAGGAAAAGGUUCAAGUGCGCGUGGCGCGCAUCUUUAACACCUACGGACCCAGGAUGCACAUGAACGAUGGUCGCGUGGUGUCCAACUUUAUACUUCAGGCGCUGCGCAAUGAGACAAUUACGGUUUAUGGGAAUGGCAAGCAGACUCGUUCGUUUCAAUAUGUUUCCGAUCUGGUCGAUGGACUGAUUGCACUGAUGGCUUCCAAUUAUACGCAGCCCGUGAAUCUGGGCAAUCCCGUGGAGCAAACAAUUGGUGAGUUUGCCAACAUCAUCAAGCAUCUGGUCGGUGGCCAGAGCGAGGUGAAACAAAUCAAGGCCAUGGAGGAUGAUCCGCAGCGUCGAAAGCCGGACAUAACGCGGGCCAAGAAACGGCUCAACUGGGAGCCAAAGGUGCCCCUGGAAACGGGUCUGCUGCAGACCAUCUCCUAUUUUCGCAAUGAGCUGGCGCGCAGCGAUCGCUUCCAGGAGAAUUCGCGCAAGUACUUUGAGUCACCGGAUCUGCAGCGAAGUCGGCCGUAACCAAAAACCAACCAGCAGUAGCAGCAGCAUAUCGGAACUUGUGUGUGCCUGUAAAAGCCAAUUAAUUGUGUGUAAUUGGAAACGUCUCUAGUCUGCAAAAUGUAAAUAUGACCAUCGAUAGAGCUAAACGAUUCUCCAUAAGCGUAGGUAUUAAGUGUUCCAAGGGUAGUCACGAUUAAUUCAUCAUCAGUUGCAGUUUGCGCCUCAUAUACGUAAUAUAAUUAGUGAAUUCGCUCUUGUUUCGUUUUCUUUUCAUUCGACAACGUGCAAUCGCAGAAUACCCUAUAAAAACUAGAUAUAGCAAAGUUACAGUCGAGUGUAACCGACUUUAAGUUACCCGCUACCCUUUUUAAGGCAUUAUUAGACAAUUGAAUGCGAUUAGAACAUAAUGAUUUUUGACUUAUAAAAUGAUUUCUAGAUCCGAUCUUAAAGAAACUAAAAAAACCAAUUAGAACUAUUAUCAACAUUGUAAUCUAUAUCUUUAACAUGUUGUAAACCAAAUUGUAAAAAGAGAAAAACCUAAGCUGAAAUAUUUUCAUACAACAUGAAGCUUCUCGCUCUGAUAAUCUUCGAGUCCGAGGUGUUCAUACAAACAGACAGAUAGACGAUCGUCACGGUUGAUUUAAAAUGUAGUUUUUAUACUAUUCUAUUUGGGUAGCGGGUAGAAGAACUACUACAAUAAUAAUUAAGUUCAAUUAUAUAUAAAACGUGUUAAUUGUCUGCCUUUUUGUAGUUGUAGCCGUAGUUGGUAGAGUUCAUUAAAUGGCUUUAAGUUUUUGUCAAUACAAUUGUUUAAUGUUUUUAAUGAAUUAAUCAAUUAAUUCGAUUGCAACUGCAAUUACGAUUGCAAAUGCUCACACACUCACAUUCUACACACGCUACAAACACGAAUGCUAUGUACACUUUAUGAGCUACAUCUUUUUUUUUUGAAUGCUUAAUGUUCUAGAUUAGUAACUAGGAUUUAUCUUAAACCGACUAUAUUUGCACCUUGACUUAUGAGCUACACUCUCUUCCGCAACUAUUAACUGCCUAAUUGUGGUGCUACCUGCUCCUGGUCUUCCUCCACGUAUUCCCUUCCAUCCGGUUGCCCUUUCACCUGGCCAGCGGCUCGAGCAUCUCGAGAAACAGUUUCUUCAUGUUGAUGAGUUCGUCGCGUGCAACGCCGCGCCAAAAGCGUCGUAAUAUGUCGUCUGCCUGCCGCAACGAGGGCAGCAACAGCAGCAGCUGCUGCUGAUGGGAGACGGCGGAGGAGUGGCGCAGCAAAUAGACGACAUCGUUGAGUGAAUUAAGUAUGGUGUCGCGGAAGGCGCGCAACGAACUUUGAUCGUCCAGCAGUAUAUCACAAUUGGACAACAGCAGCGCCUUCAGCAGAUAGUAUUCCUCGCGACGCGGCGAAAUGCGUUCCAUGCGCUGUGCGAUCUGCACACAAUGAUAGUAGAAUUCCGUGUAGCCGCAUUCCUUGGCCAGCAGCUCAUCCAUCCACACAUCGGUGGCAAAGCAUAGUUUGCCAUUGAAGGGCAGCGAACGAAACGUCAAUUGCAAAGUCAAGAUCUCGGCCCACGACACUUGCAACAACUUCAUUUGAUCGUUAAGCGGCAACUCAAUGAAGCCGGGUAUUUGCUUGGCCCAGCCAAUGACACUGACCAGCUCCUUGUCAUAGAGAUCGCUGAGCACGCUCAGUAUCUCGUGUGGAUCGUUGCCGUUGUUGUUGUUCUGGAAAAUGCAUGUGCCUGUUGUGGUGCCAUUCGAAGUGCUGUUGCUGCUGCUCUCCAGCUUGACGCUGCCCGACGAUGAGGAUGCUUCAUCCGUGCAGCUUGUGGUGUGCGGCUGCUGGGCUGGCUGCACGCUCAACGCAUCCGGCUCAUAGGAGUUGAGCACGUCCAGUAUCUUGACGUCGCACAGCGAUGUGGUGCUGGACUGAUACAGCAGCUGCAUGGUUUGAUACGAGUUGGACACGGGAUUGCGACGAUAUUUCUGUCUUCCACCACGUACACGAUCCAAACGCACGCCCUCCUAGAAAGUGAAGAUGGUUAAUAAACAGUAUAGUUCAACUAUUCAAGUACUUACCUUGAGCAUACCCAUGAGCAGGCACUUCUGGAAGCGACACGCCUGGCACGCCUUGCGCCGCCGCUUGUUGAUCUCGCACUCAUUAUUUGCCGGACAUGUGUACUCAAUGUUGCCCUGUAUGGUGCGCUUGAAGAACGCCUUGCACGCCUCACAGCUGGCGACGCCGUAAUGGAAUCCCGAGGCUACGUCGCCACACACCAGGCACAGACGACGCAGUUCAUCGCGCAUUGAAUUGGCAUUGGCAUUGCCGCUGCUCGAUUGAUUUGUGCCACCGCCGCCACUGGAGGCGCCUCCCUUGUUGCUGCUGUCGCCAUCGUUGCUGAGCGAAACGUUGUGCA